AUGCGAGUGGGCUCGCCCAACACACUGGAGAGUGUGUGCGGGCGGAUGGACAGAUGGACGGAUGCAGGGGAGCCCCCGGGCCCUGCUGACCUGCCCCCGCCCUGGGCACACGGGACUCCUCCUGGCUCCCGCGGCCCCCCUGGGGCCUCCGGACCUGGCACAAUCCACGGUGCCUCGUCCCACCCUGGCCCAGCGCCCAGCCCAGCUGGCACCCACGAGCCCCGGUCACUCCUGGACAGCAGGAGCCUGGCACUGCCCACUCCGCCCACUGGGCCGGCGUCUCUGGGGCAGGUGGGCAGCCUCUGCCCUACAGCACACAAACGCAGACCCCCCGAGGGGGUGGGGAGUCCUGGGGAGGGGCUGCAGGUCGGAGGUUGGAGGCCACAGGAGCCCUCCUCAGCCCACCCCCGAAAAGGGGCCCAGGGCCCAGGGGUGCCUCCUGGCCUGCAGGACACACGGCCUGUGGCCCGAGGACCCAGGCCCCCUCCCCAGAGGACCGUGACCUGGCGACGCACAGGCGUCCCUCCUGGAGGAGAGCGGGCACAGGCCGAGAGCCUGGGGCGCAGGCCUUUUGCAAUUAGGGUUUCCAGGGCUGCCAGAGCUCGUUAUGGAAAGGUCUGUGUGAGCCCCACGGCCUCGGGAGACAAGAGGUUCCAGGAGAUUCACAUCCCAGCCCACAGCCGGCCUCCCACUGGGCCGGGAGCCAGAGGGGUGGGGUCCGGCCUCUACCCUUUGCCUCCAGGAGGCCACAGCUGGGCAGACGCCCACCCCCCAAAACCCCAGAGGGUCCCUGCGGCCCCCGCACCCCACGGAAGUCCCCCAAGCAGGGGCUCGGUGGGAGCCGCUCUGCCCUGGGUUUUGUGCAGCCUCAGCCCGGGCGGGGCGGCAGGAGUGGAGUGGCCGUCACCGCCCCGGGGACACGUCACCGCCUCGGCCUAUGGGGCGCGGGGGACACACCUGCGGGCGGCCGCGGGCCGGGAUUGGCCGGCCCGGAGCGGCACCUGCGUGGGGCGGGGCGAGGGGCUCCAUGUAAGGCGCCGGGGCAGGCCGCCUCCCCUCUCCUGCGCGCUCCCCUGUUCCCAGGCGCGUCCAAACUCCCUGCAAGACCGGGCGGGCCACCUACCUGCCCGCGCCCAAGCCGAGUCCUCUCCUUUGUGCCUGGGCCUCACCUGGAGGGAGGCAGGAAGUGCGUCUCCGAGUGUCUCCGACGCGCCUCGCCCUGAGGCCGCCCCAGGGGUGAUAAUUCACAGCCCCGCAGCGAGUCGGCCACGCGAGCGACCCCCAGACAUCACCAGGAAGCCGUGUCCAGGCGCGGGAAACCGGAGCCGUCUGCUUUCGUCCACGGCUGAGCAGAGGGGUCGCUCCCUCAGGACGAGAUGCUUCAGCUGCACCCCGAGCCGGCUCUGCGGCGACCCCGGGCGACAGGCUGCUCUGCCCGCACCAGCAAGCGGGCGACCCGUGGUUCCAGGACUCUGAUCUGACGCCAGAACGUGCCCCUGAGCUGCCUUGGCCGAGCCGCUUGGCACCCAGGGAGGGGCCCCUGGGUCCUGGGGUGCACCCUGCCCAGGGCCGGGCGGCACGGAGGGAAGGGAGGGCUGCCCGGCUGCACCCCACUUGAUCACUGGAGCUGGCGAGGGCCCCGCGGCCUCCUGUGAACCGAGAUGGAGAGCAAGUCACCCGGGUCCGGCCCAGCCCACCCGGGCCCGGGGGUCCAGCCUGCCCCCACCCGCCUCUCCGGGGCUCACUGCUUCCUCGGGUGCUCGGCCUGCAAUGGGCGUCUUACCAGGCAAAGUUAGAUUGCGAUCACUCCGUCUAAUACUGUCUGGUAAUGCCGUCCAUGGCACCGGCCAUUUCGCCGCAGAGGAGGGCGCUGCGGCCCGCCCUGCAGCCCCCCAUCCACAGCACGGACCCUAGGGACCCUCCCUGGUUGCUGGGCAGGGGAGUCCCUGAGGGCCAGGCCUGGCCCCGGCCGUCAGCGGCUCUGGAUUGGUGAUGCCGCGGAGCCUGUGCCCCAGCCAGGCCGUCUCCAUUCCCCGCCACGCAACAUGCAACGCAGAUGCUCCCUCCUGCUGCAUGGGGGUCCUGUCCCGAGGGUCCCCAGCCACUGCUGUUGGGCCUGGGAGGGGCCUUGGUGGGCUGCAAUCAGGGGACAACCCCAGGCACCAGGAUGGGGGCCUCACCCCUGGGCCCCUCCCACCUGUGCCAGCCGCGGGCCCCACAGGGCACCCAAAGCCGGGGCAGGAGGAGCUGGGGACGGGCAGCAGGAGCAGCGUAGAGUCCCCCACCCUGUCUGCCCAGGCAGCCCCCACCCCUGGCCUCCCCCUGAGUGUCUGUGGCCAUGGGGACUGCUUCCCCCUCCAGGUGGGAGGACCUGGAAUGAUGGAGGCCAGGCUCUCCCGAGAAGGGGCUGUGGGCUCAGAGCAGGUGCCAGGCUGUAGCCAGGGCGAGAGGCGUGCAUGGGAGAGGGAAGAUUCCAGAACAGCUUGAGUCUGCAGGGCCCCCAUGCCCCCAGGGACAUUGUAACUUGUGCUGCACGAGGGGCCCCACGAAGGUGCCAGAGAUGGGUCCUGCAGGCCAACCCGGGGCAUGGGGGUCUCAGGCCAGCCCGUCUCCUCCCGCGAGGCCUGGGCUUGGGAGUGGUCACUGGAUCACCACGGGCCCAUCUCCAGGGAAGGCAGGAGGGGUGGGAGGGCUCAGAGCCCUGUGCCUGCACCUGCCCCAGGCUCCUCCCACAGCCCUGGCCCCACCCACCAUGUGCCCCAGGCUCCUCCCACAACUGGGACCACACCUACCACCUGCCCCAGGCUCCUCCCACAGCCCUGGCCCCACCUACCACCUGCCCCUGGCUCCUCCCACAGCCCCGGGUCCCACCCCACUCCCCCGCCGGGAGGUUCCUGGGGAUUUCCUCAGUAGCUGGACACUAGACCCUGACCCCACCCCCUCCUAGCCACAUGGCUGUCCCCAAGCCCUUUCCUUCCCCACAGAUCCAAAGCCAGUCCUUGGAGUCCUCACUCACAGUUUUCUAAAGGAUCAGCUGAGGAUGAAGACCCUAUGUUCUGUCCCCCCAAGUCCUCUUCAUGGGAAUCCAGGACAGAGGGCAGCCCCCAAAGUGGGGACCAUGCAGAGCCCACAGGAGCCAGAGGGACACAGUCCACAGGGGGCAUGGAGCCUGGGAGGGGGUUCACUGGGCCCAAAGGCAGCCCUGGCCAGGCUCAUGAGUGGGGCAGAGGGUCGGGGGUCUGAGCUACCCGGAGACCCUCACCCACUGCCCCAGGAGGAGCUCCAGGCCUUCCCCUGCCCAGGCUGCCUGGGCCGGCCCCUGUGGGGGCAGAGGGGCCCCAGGGCUGCGGGGGGUGGGUCAGCUGAGGAGACCCUCUUGCAGCUGGGGGUGGGCUUCUGAAGGUCUGCCAAGGCCGAGGGGACACACUUGGGGAGGGUGGGUGUGUGGGUCAGAGGAGAGGCCUGCAGGAGACUGGGGGGCCCACUGCACCCAGGCCGUACCCCACGGCUGCCCCCGAUGGCCGCCUGCCCCUGCUAGUGCCAACACAUGGGCAAGGCUUUCCACCAAAGCUGGGGCAGGGUCCUGUGCAGAUGGGGCCUUCCGGCCCCCAGGGGCUGCUCGUGAGCCCACUGAGCCCACCCCCAGGAACCCAGGAUCGGGGGGCCCGGCCCAUCCGCAGCCCCCACCCACGAGGCUGACCCAUGACACUGUGGGCCUCUCUGCACCCCCUCCCAGCAGCGGGGCUGACUGAAGGCCCUGGCACCCAGCACUGCCCCGGGGCACCCACCAGCCUGGCCAGGCCGCGACACCCCAGCGUGCAGCUCAGGGCCCGUGGGAGGGGGCCUGGGGGUGCCUCAGGCUCUGGGUGGGCUGGGGGGCGAGAGGAGGACGUCCUAACAGACCCCGGUGACCACGGAGGCUGGGCAGGGCAGCUGGGGGCCCUCCUGCCCCAGGCCCCCUCGAAGACUCCCUGCGGCAGCCUCAGGGGGAGCUGGAAUGGGGGUGACAGCAACUCCCACACCCCGGGCUGAGGGAAGGCAAGAUGAAAUGUGGCUCGAAAAACCGUGAAUGCUCCAAAA
Choloepus didactylus (southern two-toed sloth) is the source of this 4080-nucleotide messenger RNA. Its product is annotated as collagen alpha-1(I) chain-like. The transcript is spliced from 7 exons. Lineage: Eukaryota; Metazoa; Chordata; Mammalia; Pilosa; Megalonychidae. The coding region runs from base 1 to 1476 and encodes 491 amino acids. The record is from RefSeq and is a predicted model, not a curated record.